GUUGCUUAGGAGACGUCGCUUGUUGCGUAUUUUGUAGUUACUACGAGGUUUAGGGAACGAUAAAAAAAAUUUCGAGGGCGUUUUCAUUCAAAGAAGUUUCUUUAUUUAUUUAUUUAUAUACAGCAGGAACCAGCAAAAUAUACUUUCCUUAAACACGGUGACAAAUUCUUCCCACUUCCGCUCAGCGAACAACAAAAACAUUUAAUUCAAAAUUUUUAGAAAACGCGUAAUAAAGUCUUUAAGAAUUUUUAAUUUGUACAAUCGUAAAUACACUUGAGAGUUUCUUCGUAAUCCUGGCUGUGAAACGUUGUGCUAAGAGAAAAAAUGAUUUAUAAACCCUACAAUAUCAAUCAAUAAUUUAUAUACAACGUACAUUAUUUUGAAGCAUUUCAUGGAAUAAUUUAUCUUUUUUUAAAAAAAAAUAAAACAGUUUUAAUAUCAAGUGACAUUUCAGUGUGAAUCCUUUUAAUGUGCCUGUGUUUUGUGUUUUUAUUGUAUUAAAUUAUGUGACAUCGUUGCGGACGUGACUUGAAACUGAAUCAAAUAUUCUACAACAAAAGAAAACAUUCUCUGGUACUGUAUCACAAACUUAUAUAAAGUGUUGACUGAGCCAAUUUAAAAUCGACAUAUGAUAUGUAGUGAUUCAAAAUAUUACGCGAAGAAGUUAUUGUUAAACUAGACAUCGGCGAUAAACUAUUGAACCUUUCCGUGUUUAUAUUUUAUAACAAUACGAACUUCGGGACACAAGCCCUUCUUCUGGAAUAAUGAAGACCCACACUUGAGGGCCGCGAGUGUUAGAUCAGCCAUGCUGUCCACGCAGCAGCACAUCCUGAGGGCAAGUCCUUGCCCCGACGCCACCCCUCGACCCGUCGUCACAAUCUGCGCCAGCACGGCUGCAAGCGUGGCCGCCGCGGCCGUUGCGGCGAUCGGCGGUGACAGAACGUCGUUAAUCGGGACGUCUGUGGCGCCUGGCGACGCCGACAAGACGGAGAUAAACGAGGCCGUUACAAAGGUACUGGAGGGAUAUGACUGGACGCUGGUACCCAUCGUCACAAAAGCAUCGUCUGACAAACGCAAGAUGCACGUCAAGAGACCGAUGAACGCCUUCAUGGUUUGGGCUCAGGCAGCCAGACGGAAACUCGCGGACCAAUACCCACAGUUGCACAACGCGGAGCUCAGCAAGACCCUUGGUAAACUGUGGCGGUGA
This is a messenger RNA of Zootermopsis nevadensis, 1207 nucleotides long. The record is from RefSeq and is a predicted model, not a curated record. NCBI's taxonomy places the organism in Eukaryota, Metazoa, Arthropoda, Insecta, Blattodea, Termopsidae.